Messenger RNA from Histoplasma mississippiense, 534 nucleotides. RefSeq lists its product with no specific name. The record is from RefSeq and is a predicted model, not a curated record. Lineage: Eukaryota; Fungi; Ascomycota; Eurotiomycetes; Onygenales; Ajellomycetaceae. The transcript has 3 exons. The coding region runs from base 1 to 534 and encodes 177 amino acids.
AUGACAGAGGAAGAUAUGACAACCUCUGACUCAGCAUGCGAUACUGGCAAGAUGUCAGAAUGUGAGGAAUUCGAGGAUGGCACACCCAGUCCUAUGCCGAUACCUACGCUGAAUUCUAACGGCAUGGUGACCAUGGCAGCAGCAGAUCUCAUUGCACUCUGCGAGCGACUGAUAUCAGCACGCGCGCUGCCACCUCCUCCAUCUCCUCCACCUCCUCCACCAUCUCCACCUCCUCCGAACUCUAUACCAGAAGAAGAUCCGAACAUGCUGGCUCGCGAAUACCAGAAGGAAGCGCAGGCCUCAUUGAACACAAAGUCCGUCACCAUGUUUGAUGGCAUCAACUAUCAGAUGUGGAAGAUGGCGUUCUUAUUGAAUGCAGAAGUGAUCAGUGGUGCAGAUAUUCUUAAUAAAAACCAACAGAAAUCAUCUGAAGGUUCUGUCUGUUUGACCGUGGGAUUCAUUCAACCCGACAACGCGGCGGCCCUAUGGAACAAAAAUUUACUCACUUGCAUGUCAAGGACAGUGAUUAUCUGA